This is a messenger RNA of Pterocles gutturalis (yellow-throated sandgrouse), 3039 nucleotides long. RefSeq names its product nitric oxide synthase 1 (neuronal) (gene NOS1). The record is from RefSeq and is a predicted model, not a curated record. Gene Ontology annotation, molecular function: calmodulin binding; flavin adenine dinucleotide binding; FMN binding. Gene Ontology annotation, biological process: nitric oxide biosynthetic process. NCBI's taxonomy places the organism in Eukaryota, Metazoa, Chordata, Aves, Pterocliformes, Pteroclidae. The annotation marks the transcript as partial. The transcript has 22 exons.
GGCUCCAAGGCCCACAUGGAAAGGUUGGAGGAGGUGACCAAGGAGAUCGAAGCCACUGACACCUACCAGCUGCGGGACACCGAGCUGAUCUACGGAGCCAAGCAUGCCUGGAGAAACGCAGCCCGCUGUGUGGGCAGGAUUCAGUGGUCCAAGCUGCAGGUGUUUGAUGCCCGGGACUGCACCACAGCCCAUGGGAUGUUCAAUUAUAUCUGCAACCACAUCAAAUAUGCCACCAACAAAGGGAACCUCAGAUCUGCUAUCACCAUCUUCCCGCAGCGGACAGACAGCAAGCACGACUUCCGCAUCUGGAACGCCCAGCUCAUCCGCUACGCUGGCUACAAGCAGCCCGAUGGCACGGUCCUGGGAGACCCGGCAAACGUGGAGCUGACGGAGAUCUGCAUUCAGCAGGGGUGGAAGGCACCGCAUGGACGCUUCGACAUCCUGCCUCUGCUCCUCCAAGCCAACGGCAAUGACCCAGAGCUCUUUGAAAUCCCCCCAGAGCUUGUGCUGGAAGUGCCCAUCCGGCAUCCCAAGUUUGAAUGGUUCAAGGACCUGGGCCUGAAGUGGUAUGGGCUGCCAGCGGUUUCCAACAUGCUCCUUGAGAUCGGUGGCUUGGAGUUCUCCGCCUGCCCCUUCAGUGGCUGGUACAUGGGCACUGAGAUUGGGGUCCGGGACUAUUGUGACAACUCUCGCUACAACAUACUGGAGCAAGUGGCCAAGAAAAUGAAUCUGGACAUGAGGAAAACCUCCUCACUGUGGAAGGACCAAGCCCUGGUGGAGAUCAACAUUGCUGUGCUGUACAGCUUCCAGAGUGACAAGGUGACCAUUGUGGACCACCACUCUGCCACCGAGUCCUUCAUCAAGCACAUGGAGAACGAGUACCGAUGCCGCGGAGGCUGUCCUGCCGACUGGGUGUGGAUUGUCCCACCUAUGUCUGGCAGCAUCACCCCGGUUUUCCAUCAGGAAAUGCUCAACUACCGUCUCACGCCCUCAUUUGAGUACCAGCCCGACCCCUGGAACACUCACGUCUGGAAAGGUGUCAACGGAACGCCUACCAAGAAGAGGGCCAUUGGCUUUAAGAAGUUGGCAAAGGCUGUGAAGUUCUCAGCCAAGCUGAUGGGACAGGCCAUGGCCAAGAGGGUCAAAGCGACCAUCCUGUACGCCACGGAAACGGGGAAGUCGCAGGUCUAUGCAAAAACUCUCUGUGAAAUCUUCAAGCACGCUUUCGACGCCAAGGUGAUGUCCAUGGAUGAGUACGACAUUGUGCACCUGGAGCAUGAAACCAUGGUCCUGGUGGUCACCAGCACCUUUGGCAAUGGAGAUCCACCUGAGAAUGGAGAGAAAUUUGGCUGUGCAUUAAUGGAGAUGAAGAAUCCCAACUCCAACCUGGAGGAGAGGAAGAGCUACAAGGUCCGUUUCAACAGCGUCUCCUCUUACUCGGAUGCACGGAAAUCCUCAAGCGACGGCCCUGACUCCAGGGACAACUUUGAAAGCACAGGGCCACUGGCCAAUGUCAGGUUCUCCGUCUUCGGGCUGGGCUCCCGCGCUUACCCCCAUUUCUGCGCCUUUGCCCGGGCAGUGGACACCCUCCUGGAGGAGCUGGGUGGAGAGAGGAUCCUCCGCAUGGGAGAAGGGGAUGAGCUCUGUGGCCAGGAAGAGUCCUUCAGGACCUGGGCCAAGAAGGUCUUUAAGGCAGCGUGCGACGUGUUCUGCGUGGGGGACGACGUCAACAUCGAGAAAGCAAACAACUCCCUCAUCAGCAACGACCGGAGCUGGAAGAGGAGCAAGUUUCGCCUGACCUACGUGGCUGAAGCCCCAGAACUCACACAAGGACUGUACAGCAUCCACAAAAAACGCGUCUAUGCAGCCCGGCUGAUCACCCGGCAGAACCUGCAGAGCCCCAAGUCCAGUCGCUUGACAAUUUUCGUACGUCUCCACACCAACGGACACCAGGAGCUGCAGUACCUGCCCGGGGACCACUUGGGCGUGUUUCCAGGGAACCAUGAAGACUUGGUCAAUGCUCUGAUUGACAGGCUUGAAGAUGCCCCUCCAGCCAACCAGCUGGUGAAAGUGGAGCUCCUGGAGGAGAGGAACACAGCUCUAGGUGUCAUCAGUAACUGGACAGACGAGAACCGUGUCCCACCAUGCACCAUCUUCCAGGCUUUUAAGUACUAUUUGGACAUCACCACCCCUCCCACACCCCUGCUGCUGCAGCAGUUUGCUUUGUUGGCCACCAGUGACAAGGAGAAGAAACGUCUGCAGGUCCUUAGCAAGGGCUUGCAGGAGUACGAGGAAUGGAAGUGGUCCAAGAACCCCACCAUCGUGGAGGUGCUGGAGGAGUUCCCCUCCGUGCAGAUGCCCUCCACGCUGCUGCUCACCCAGCUCCCCCUCCUCCAGCCGCGCUACUACUCCAUCAGCUCCUCCCCAGAGAUGUACCCAGGCGAGGUCCACCUCACCGUGGCAGUGGUCUCCUAUCGCACCAGAGAUGGAGAAGGACCAAUCCACCAUGGAGUCUGCUCCUCCUGGCUCAACCGGAUACAGACCGAUGAAGUCGUGCCCUGUUUUGUAAGAGGCGCGCCCGGGUUCCACCUACCCCAGGACCCCCAGGUGCCGUGCAUCCUCAUCGGCCCCGGCACCGGCAUCGCCCCUUUCCGGAGCUUCUGGCAGCAGCGGCUUUUUGAAAUCCAGCACAAAGGUCUGAAGCCUUGUCCCAUGGUCCUGGUGUUUGGCUGCCGGCAGUCCAGGAUCGACCAUAUUUACAAAGAGGAGACGCUCUUUGCCAAAUCCCAAGGUGUCUUCAGAGAGCUGUACACAGCCUACUCCCGGGAACCGGACAAACCAAAGAAAUACGUGCAGGACGUGUUGCAGGAGCAGCUGGCCCAAACCGUGUUCAAAGCUCUGAAGGAGCAAGGAGGCCACAUCUACGUCUGCGGGGAUGUCACUAUGGCCGGGGACGUCCUCAAGACGGUUCAGCGCAUUGCGCGGCAGCAGGGCCAGCUGUCGGUGGAGGAGGCAGGCGCCUUCAUCAGCAAGCUGCGG